GUAAUAUUAUUUUCACUGCAAAACAAGUUAUACAAUGAACAAUGUGAUACAUUCAGUGCAUAAAUCUUCAUCAUAAUAAUGCUGCCUCAGCAGUUAUCAGUGUAAUAAAAAAAAGUAAAAGAUGUUAAAAUAAAUUGGGGCAAGAGUACUUUCCCUUAUAAACAAAGAAGAGAAUUAUGAAAUAGUUUAUUGAAGAUGUUUUCUUUUAACUUAUUUCAGAAACCUAAAUAUAUUGCCACUACAUACAAGAAUGAAUAAUAAUAAUAUUAAUGUUAUAAGCUUUUUUUUAAAUCAGUUAGUGAGUUUAAUACUUGCUCAUGAAUAUAAGACUUAAUUAGAAGACACAACUUUAUGGUUUUAGAGAUUAUCCUGUAUGCCAAAACAACUUACAUGAUAAAUUUAGAUUCUAAUCAACAUCAAUAAUUAAAAUUGAAAUAAAACUCUUACAUGUUCUCACUCGUGUAACCAGAAUAAUUUCACUUUCCACUAAAAUGAUGAUUCUUAUAUUUUAUGUAGGUCUGUUAGAAAAUGUCAAAUACACAGGUACACUUACAAAAAAAGACAUUUAAAUUACUUUACAAGUAAUAUUCAAAACCAGUUUAGGUCAUUUUGUGUAUACUUCAUGACAUGUUUUUAUUUUUUAUUUAGUUAAUAACAAAAUGAAUGAAAAUGACCAGUUACUGCAAAGCAAAGAUUUCUGGAACAAUUUUUAUAAGAGUGUUGUAGUAAAACAACAGUGGAAAUCUGAAAUACAAGCAGAUGGUGAUGAUAAGAAGUGGAGUCAGUUGAAGGACAAUAGUGACCACUGGUCCAUUCUUGUAUAUGAAGCAUGUUGGGAGUUGAGUCACAGAAUAGAAGGCCAUGGGGUAAUGGAAUUUCAGAGGUUGGGACUAAAGACUGUUCUCAUGGACUAUAUUUUGCAUUUACAUUACUUCCAGCUGGUGGCAUCACUAAUGCAACAAAAGGGAUUGGGAGUAGAUGUGAAAGGUCAUAACAACUCAAACAUUCAUGACAUAGACAAGUUGGACCCUUUGAUGCUUGCUGGCUACACACACAGAUUUGUCAACAACCAAGAAACUGCUUUGUGGAAAAGUUGUUUGCAAAGUCACCUAACCAACAACCCACAUCAUGAAACCCAUCCAAUAUGGCACCAAGACUUUUGUCCUCAGACAAGCUUACUUAAAAACAACUGCAGUCAUUGCAAAAAUGAAAGAGAGAAAGCUUUGAUUGAGAUGAUAUGUGAUAAGGUAUCUCGUAGAGUGCAGAAAGAGCUACAAGGUAAAAUGGAUGACAAAAUGUGGGACAUUGAACUUUACUGGUUUUCACAACUUCCUCUACAGUGGCAAGAACAUGUGGAUAAAAUUUUGCAGCAAAUGAAAAUAAGAUAAAUAUAAUACCAAAAUUAAGUUUUUUAUAUGAAAAUGUCGGAUUUGGACAUAUUUAAAUAAGAGAUCAAAUGCAUUAAAUUAUAAUCCAUUUGUUUAAA
Molecule: messenger RNA, 1486 nt
Organism: Limulus polyphemus (Atlantic horseshoe crab)
Lineage: Eukaryota; Metazoa; Arthropoda; Merostomata; Xiphosura; Limulidae
Exons: 1
Coding region: 660-1388 (242 amino acids)
Source: RefSeq, a predicted model, not a curated record